Molecule: messenger RNA, 312 nt
Organism: Trichoderma aggressivum f. europaeum
Lineage: Eukaryota; Fungi; Ascomycota; Sordariomycetes; Hypocreales; Hypocreaceae
Exons: 1
Coding region: 1-312 (103 amino acids)
Source: RefSeq, a predicted model, not a curated record
AUGCAGGCAAGGGCGAUCGACCAGAAGGGCAAGUACAAGAUACUUGCGAUCGCGCUUCAUAUUGCCCAAAAGGGAAAGACUACGUACCGUGUACCUUUGGCCGCCACCAGAUCUCUGUUUGGCAGUGUAAAAGUCCCCUUUUGGGCAGCCUCCGAGGCACAGCUCCGGCACUCGUCCCGUUUCUUUGGCGCGUUGGACGGCCAGGACCAAAGCAUCCGCUGGCAGCGACAUGCUCGUCCUGCAGUCAACAAGCUGCACCGCGCCUGUUUGGCGAGUCUGAGCGCUUGUGGUCGGCACCUGCAAUUGGCCUAG